AUGUUUGCCUGCUCAUUUCAGAUCAUCAGUCUAGUAGCUACUCUAGCUCUUGAUAUCACUUCUACUUCCGCUUCACCAAUCCUGGAAGGACGAGACGACGUCGAUGUCGACAACUCAAUUCAGUCGCAAGUGUGGUUACCUGCUUACACGAGGAUAGUCAAUCGACCGAGUCUACCUGAAGGAGGAUGGGGACCUUUUUACGUCCAGGAAACAUUCACAAGAUCCCAGUUGGAAAAUACUCUACAGGAUGAUGGGAGCAAUACGACCACCAAGACCGAUUCAGAUGGAUGGAAUAGACGAAAGGUGUUUUGGUAUAUCUACAGAAAUACUGGUACGAUGCAAUCCAAACCUUUGAGUCAAGGGGGUCAGCCAAUAAACCCUCUGGGAAAUGAAGAUAUCCUGUACAAUAUGACUUGCUAUGAUUCCGUCCAUAAAAGGGCUGCCAACGGGACAUUAUUCGAUCAACAACUUGACUUGUCAGCUUCGAUCAUUGUCAGGCCACAUGGGUAUACCUCAUGGGAAGACUUAAAGGGGAAAGCGGCGUUCUACUGCCCUGAAGGUGAGUGUAUCCACGAAGACUGUAAGGGAUUACCCGUACCUACUUGGAAUCAAUCCAUAUAUGAUCAACAAAACGGAACAAACAAUGCGAUAGAACUCCUAUCUAGCAGGAUUAGCUGA
This is a messenger RNA of Kwoniella botswanensis, 678 nucleotides long. RefSeq lists its product as uncharacterized. The record is from RefSeq and is a predicted model, not a curated record. NCBI's taxonomy places the organism in Eukaryota, Fungi, Basidiomycota, Tremellomycetes, Tremellales, Cryptococcaceae. The transcript has 3 exons. The coding region runs from base 1 to 678 and encodes 225 amino acids.